GGCGCGAUGGCGAUGACGACCAUCGUGCCGCACAACAGGGGCCAGCCAUGCCACGACGACGACGAUGAUGUCAUGUGGGACGAUCGCUACCCUCACGUUCGCGUGCGUUGGCCAGACCUUGUGGGGAUCACGAUGCAGCAGGGGGUGACCCAGCUGUACUGCGUGACGGAGUCCAUCUGGAACCCCGCAGCCGUGGAGACAGUGGACGGCUUGGUGUGGACAUGCGAUAGGAGCCCGUUCAACAAAAGAGGUGACGCAGCCAGCGUGCAGUCUCGCAAGCGCUCGGUCGAGAAAGUUGGCAUCCUCAACGUUCGCGCUGGGCCGUGGGUUGUGCCGAGGGGCGAGAUCGACAUCACUGUGUACGCGGAUAAGGCUUCCAAGACCACGAAGACUGUCACGCUCCAGCGCUACAAUUUGCUCCACUGGGCCACGCUCUACGAGGGCUUGCAGGCUGCCGUGAAUGACGACGGUAACGCUGGCAACUCAGUCGUGGAGGCGUCGUUGCGAGAUGGCCUCCAGAAUUACAAAGUGUUCUACAAGCGAACCCCCGCGUACGUGCAGGAGUACCUCGUCGACGUUGGCAACGAGACGAACGACGAGCAGAGUUCGCGGACUGCCCUCCAGAAGAAGAAGCUGUACGAGUGGUCAGUGGCAAGCUUGGGCCAGCGGCAAUACGCAGAGAAGGGGUUCGAGGUCGCUGAGAGCACGUUCGUUAACCGUUGGCGUUCGAGCCACCAGCAUGAUCAGAGCCUCAGCGCAUACAAAGAAGCAGAACAUAAAGACAACGUGCUGCCCUCGGGCAAGAGAGUCUGGGACGCCGUGUGGGAGCAGAGCCAGGCCAGCGUUGAUUGGAUGCACCCCGCGAUCAACGGCAAGCACUGGGAGGUCAUCGACAACUUCGUGCAUUGCAUGAAGAUCGUGAAGAAAGGCUUCCCUGGCUACGCCGUGGACUUGUUCCUGUUGUCGUUGCCCCGCAUUCCGACCGCGGUCGCGGGGGUCUCAACCUUCCUCCCGCAGGGCCUGGGCACCAGCAAGUUGCACUGUUUGACCGAAUUGCACGUCGAGAAUCUCUUGUUGCCCAUGGAAGGGAGUACGGCGCUGAAGGAUGUCGGGGCAGCGAGGGUGGAGGCUAGCGACAAGAAGAAGGCGCACAAGAGGUGCGAUGCAGACGCGAUCAACAGCAUGAAGUAUAUUUCAAUGUAUGCGACUUCCACUGGCUCCGUAUGCCUCUACUCUCAGCCCAGCGGCCAGAAACAGACCGUCAUCACCAAGUGGAGCAUUCUGAGAAAGAUAAUGAAGACGGAUGCUUAUCGGCGAUCCCAGCUUCAGCCGAGGCCGACGGACCCUGACUUCAACGUGGGCGAGACCUUGGACGCCGCGCCGAUUCAGGACGACGUUCACGCCCCCCCCGAGGGCAUGAUCUCCGACUACUUGCCUGUCGUCGGGGGCAUCGUGGCGCACUUGAAGAAACACCCGCCCGAUGACGAGGAGUCCUGGAAGACCAUGGUCGCCCAGGGAGUCGGGGCCGUGGUGAUGAGUAGCAUGGCCAAGAUCUACAGAGAUAAGGGCUGCAGCCCUGGGGCUGCUUCGAAGUACGUGGUGGAAGCGGCCGCAGACUUCGCGCUCACGCUACUUCCCUUCAAUGUCGACGUAGACUUCGAGAAGUUGCUGCGGGCGAUCAAGGACAUGAAGUCGGAUGUUCCCGAAGCGUGCCAGCAGCUCGUGAUUUUCCAAGGGAAGGGCUUUCUCAAACCCAAGUCCACGCGAUGGAAUCUCGCGAUUCGUGUGGUGUGCGAGACGGGCCAGGUCAGAACUCCCAGCGGGGCCCAGGUCAUCGGCAAUGAGGUAAUAAAGGUGCUCGAAGUGUGCAAGGACUCGUUCAAGUUCUGCAGUGGUGCGCAGGAUGAAGAGCCCUGGGUGGUUGGGACCGAAGCAACCUACAACCUGGCGUUCCACGAUGCCCUCGACAAGCUCUACGGCGCAGUUCUGACGUUCGUGGCCCACGACACCGCGGCCCUCGAGAACGACGCGGAGAAGUGCAACUUCUCAGUCCCGAAGUCGCACGACAUGUUCCCUGAGCAGAAGCAGGCCGUGCUGAAUGAAAUCGUGAAGUGUUGGGAGGCCACCUACCCCGGCUUCAAUAUCGUCAAGCUCGCUGGCCGCUGCGUGAAGGGCGAAGCUUCGCCUGCCGAUGUCAUGGAGGUGGGCCUGCGUCUCUCGAUGCCAGCUCCGCCCGCGGGUGCCGGCGCCGGGGGCGCCGCCGCGGCGGCGUCGAGCGGCGACCUUCCCGCGGAGGUCACCUGCGAAGACGACGAGGACAAGACGUACUACGUCGAUCAGUGGUUCAAGAAGGCGUGCGAGGCGGAGGUUGGCAUUGAGAAGGAGGUGGAGCUCAAGCCGCCAGGGGCGGGUGCGGUCGCAUCCCCCCCAUUCUCAGCGGUUUUCCUUCGCCACUUGAUCAACCAAGUGCAGGAGAAGCUCUUCCCGCUGCACCUUGAUCCCAAGUUGCAGGGGGUCGGCUUGGAGAAGCUGGUGCUGGAGCAGAAGGCGCACUCAUCUUCCACGGCGAUGGUCAUCAAGCAGAGCGAGCCUGGCGACGUGCAGCUCAACUUUCGCGGCAGUGUGGUCGAGUACGAGGAGACGCGCGGGUUGUCCGAGUCGUCGCUGCUGCACCUUGGAUCCUCCAACGGCGUUUCGCUCUUCCUCAACGGCAGCAGGUUCCAGAACUUCGAGAGGAGCGACUUUAACUUGGCCUGGCUGGUGAAGGUGGCCCCAGACAAGAAAGCAGACGAUUCGUCAUCCCACGCGCCCGAGGUCAAGAAGAGGAAGAGCAAUAAGAAGGAGGCGCCACCCGUGAUCACUCACAAGUUGGCGUUCGAGUCGGUCGAGUUCGACCUGGUGGACCCGAGGACCGAGCAGGUCUACGCGUUCUCGUUCAAGAAGCCGCUCCUCGUCCCGAACCCCGACCUGACAGACGACCAGAAGAUCGGCGAGCUGCUGCGCGAGAAGGCCGUUGGCGUCGGCGAUGUCAUCGCAAAGAAGAUGCCGAAG
Molecule: messenger RNA, 3051 nt
Organism: Prorocentrum cordatum
Lineage: Eukaryota; Dinophyceae; Prorocentrales; Prorocentraceae
Source: the annotation of a GenBank genome assembly